Molecule: messenger RNA, 333 nt
Organism: Mycotypha africana
Lineage: Eukaryota; Fungi; Mucoromycota; Mucoromycetes; Mucorales; Mycotyphaceae
Exons: 2
Coding region: 1-333 (110 amino acids)
Source: RefSeq, a predicted model, not a curated record
AUGCCUAAGAACCCCAACUCCAACCCCAACACUGGUAACCAAGGCUUUGCUUCCAUGGAUCCCGAUAAGCAACGUGAGAUUGCUUCUAUGGGUGGUAGAGCUAGCCACAGUGGUAGUGGUGGCUCAAACACGAACUCCAGCCAACAAAGUGGUGGUAGAAGUACUACCCAGAGCGGACAAAACUCUGGACAAUUCGAAAAGGGUAGCCAACGUGCUAAACAAGCAGGCCAAAAGGGUGGUAGACGCUCAGGUCGUACUCAAUCUAACCAACAAGAACAAGAGGUUGAUGAAGGCCUCGAUGAAGACCUUGAUGACGCUGAUUACCAAGAAUAA